Messenger RNA from Staurois parvus, 534 nucleotides. The record is from the annotation of a GenBank genome assembly. Lineage: Eukaryota; Metazoa; Chordata; Amphibia; Anura; Ranidae.
UCACCAGGCAUCAGGUCAUUUGGCUCGACAGCGGGCACCGCGUCAUCUGGCAAGGCAGUGGGCUCCGAGUCAACAGGCACGACAGUGAGCACCGGGUCAUCAGGUACCGGAUUGUCUGGCUCGACAGGGGACAGCGGGCAUCGGGUCAGGUAUGACCAGGUAUGGGUCAGGCAUCAGGUCAUUGGGUCACCAGGCAUCAGGUCAUUUGGCUCGACAGCGGGCACCGGAUCAGGUACCGGAUCAUCUGGAUCAACAGCGGGCAUCGAGUCAACUGGCCUAAUAGGAUCGUCAGGCUGGAUCAGUUCAUCAUGCAGGCUGGAGGCUUCAGGCCGAGUAGAGGCAUCAGGCCGAGCUUCAGGCCGAGUAGAGGCAUCAGGCCGAGUAGAGGCUUCAGGCCGAGUAGAGGCUUCAGGCCGAGUAGAGGCAUCAGGCCGAGUAGAGGCAUCAGGCCGAGUAGAGGCAUCAGGCCGAGUAGAGGCAUCAGGCCGAGUAGAGGCAUCAGGCUCAGUAGAGGCAUCAGGCCGAGUAGAGGCA